This is a messenger RNA of Amblyraja radiata (thorny skate), 2435 nucleotides long. RefSeq names its product death domain containing 1 (gene dthd1). The coding region runs from base 1 to 2397 and encodes 798 amino acids. The transcript has 12 exons. Gene Ontology annotation, molecular function: protein binding. Gene Ontology annotation, biological process: signal transduction. Lineage: Eukaryota; Metazoa; Chordata; Chondrichthyes; Rajiformes; Rajidae. The record is from RefSeq and is a predicted model, not a curated record.
AUGUACACCAUGUUAAAGCAAUACUUAACUGGUUACAAGUUCAAGUUCUACAAGAGAAAGAAAAUUAAUGUUACAAAACACGAUAGAGAAAAUGAAAACUCAGGAGACGAAAACAAGGAGAAAAUAAAAGGAAGCUUUCAGAACUCACUCUAUAAUUCCCCCAAAAUUCAGUUAAACACUGAAAAUGAGCAGCAAAACCUGGCGAUGGUUAGAGGCAACAAUCAACACAACUCCACCUGCAGAGCAAAGAAGCAACCCGCGGUUCAGGCACUGGAUGAAAUAAAGGAACAACACAGUAUCAUAAAGGAAAUGCAUUGUGGCACUGAAGUCAAGGAUGCUGACAGAACCUUUAGUUCUGGAUCAGGUAGUAAUCAAGAUGGAAGCAAGGAAAUCUGCCUCCAUACCGCUUCGGAAAGUGGUGGAGCUGACGAAAGGAAAAUGAACAAGUUGCAUGGUAAAAGUGAGGUAACUGAACCUGUGAAAAAUGAAGUCCCUAGAGGCUGGUCCCAAAGAGAGCUCCUUGCAGAGUUGGAUAGUGCAGAUGAUCCACAAAUUGGUUGUUAUAUCACUGCACCAUUUAUCACAGCCCAGAAGCUGCUGUGCAAAAUAAUCAAUGGUAGGAGCUCGGUGAUUGUAAGUGAUGAUGAGAACUUGGUGAGCAACGUGAUCAGCAUUAAGUGCACUGAUUCCAGGAUAAAGAUUCCAUUCCCUUUAAAGAUUGCGAUCCCAUUCACUACUCGUUAUCGGGGAAAUUAUCGUGAAAUUAUGGUAAAGGCGUCAGAUACAAAACCACAUUCAAGCUAUUUGAUUCCUCACUCCUUGGAGGGAGUCUACAAUGGGCACAAGAUAUCCUGUGCAGAUGUUAAGAUAUACGCACUUGGCACCUUUUCAGUUAUGUCCUGCUUAAGAAAAGAGACAUUUACCAUCCCUCGGAAAGGUUUAAACUUAAAGCUAAGCAUGGAUUCAAGAAUUACACUGACCUACCCCCAUGGAACAUUCAGUACCUCAGUUGUAGUUCAAUCAAAGGUUCAGCCGAUUGAUUCAACAUUGUUGAAUGUAAUGAAGUCAAGACAAGAUAUAUUUCAUCCUAUCAUCUCCACCAGCCCUCUUGUUCAUAUCAAACAUCCAUCUACUCAGCAGUUUCGGAAAUCAAUUACCAUCACUCUGCCCUGUCCGCCAAGCUUCGAUAAGAAAAGAUUAGGAGAUGAAAUCGACCAUCCUCGAGCAGCCACAGCGGCAGUACAGAGAAGCAGCAGCCAUCAUUUUCGGUCAAUGAGUGCACCUGUAAAAAAACAUGGAGAAGCAACUAAUGACCCUUUAAAACUGUUAGGAUUUAAAUCAAAGGAUGAAGAAUGGAUGGUGAUGGACAAUGUAAGCGUGAAAGAUGUGCAAAAUGGGCUGGUUGCAAUAGAAAUAACUGAACAUGUGGAGAGAUUCAUAAUCCUUCGUUUGUCAUCUUCACUCGAUAGCAGCCAUUUAAUUUCUUUUGUGCACAAACUUGAAGAAGCGAUCCCGUUCACGAUGGUUAACGUUAUUAUCUACCACGAAAGAGACAACUUACACAAUAUAGUGGUGCUGAUGGUUCCUUCCAAAGAUUCACAAUGGGAAUUGGUUAAGCUACGUGAAGAGGGAUUUAGGGGCCCACCAGAGCCUUCGGAAGAGUUUCCAAUGAGAGAGGGCGAGCAGCUUAUUCUCAAGCUUUGUGGCAACAUUAAAUCAUUGGACAGUGACCAAAACACAUCUGAUGGAUAUCAACUAAUAUUCCACUCACAGCGGAAAACCAGACUGGAGCUGGAACUGACUGAAGUGAAUGAAUUUGGUAACUGUUGCUCUCCUCACUACAAGGGGAUGGCAGUGUUUUACAAAGUAACAAAAGCAGAGGUGACCGAGCAAUGGGAUAGAGAACACCAGCCAGUGGAUAACUUGGACCAUAACCCUGUAUGCAAACUAACGUUAACGUUGCCUAAGAGAGAAAAAGUGCUUAGUCGUUCAUCGACAAGUGUGAGCAAAGUUCCACCACCAGAUUUUAAUCAGAUUCACUCCAUUUCUUUCAUGCUUGGAAUGGAAAUGAGAAUACCUAUCGGUAUUUUAGAAGAUACGCCUGAGGAUCUACUUUAUUGGCUGGCUUCAGAAAUCUCUGAAGAAGAUGCCAUGUUACUUGUGGCGUCUCUGCGAAUUCGGCGCAGCGCCAUCCAGCUUGUCAGGAUCACCAAUCCUGAUGACUUAACAGACCAGAUUUACAAACUUCUCAGCAUGUGGAAAAAUAAUCUGCCUGCUUCAGUAGAUAAAAUACAAAUUCUUUCCCGGCAUUUGAAGAAAUGCGGAAGGGAGGUCUUAGCCGACGAGUUAAGGUUAAAAAAUGGUCCAGGAAUCGCAGUGAAAACAUUUAUCAAUUAAGUUUUCUUCCUGCAUCUUCCAGUAUGGACCCUCAACAG